Alexandromys fortis (reed vole) is the source of this 4367-nucleotide messenger RNA. It is a transcript of the gene Cnga2, whose product is annotated as cyclic nucleotide gated channel subunit alpha 2. Bases 1370 to 3709 code for a protein of 779 amino acids. Gene Ontology annotation, molecular function: intracellularly cGMP-activated cation channel activity; intracellularly cAMP-activated cation channel activity; protein-containing complex binding. Gene Ontology annotation, biological process: monoatomic cation transmembrane transport. The record is from RefSeq and is a predicted model, not a curated record. Lineage: Eukaryota; Metazoa; Chordata; Mammalia; Rodentia; Cricetidae. The transcript is spliced from 9 exons. Gene Ontology annotation, cellular component: plasma membrane; intracellular cyclic nucleotide activated cation channel complex.
UAUGUUUAACCUGGGCGCUUUCUCUGCUGCUAAGAUCUGCUCUUCCACAAAGCUCAGGUUUCACUGGGACUGUUUCCAAGGGGAGAAUUGUUAAGGCCCUCAGGAAUGCAGUAAGGUCUCACUUAUUAUAUUAUUUCUGUGUUUGAUAAGUGGGUUUGGCGGGGAGAGGUCAACAAGCCACAUUCUCUCCACUAGUCGGGUUUUCUCCCCUUCCUUCCUCCUCCUCUUCUCCUCUUCCCCUAGUCUUGCUUCUCUUUUCCUCUUCCAAGCUGGGCUCAGCUGUGAUUGAUUCUUUUGACAAAUAACCCCCUCUUCCUUCAGUGGCUCUGGACUUAGAGCCCAGUUUUGACCAUUACUAAUUAUAUCAACCCAAGGCGCUACAGAGAACCAUAGCAGCCAGAAUGCACAUGCAGAUGCCUAGGUAUAUAGACAUUCCUUUAGAUGAUUGGCUCCUGGGACUACAGGGAAGGCGGCUGGCUGGGAAUUUGGGCAAGAAUUGUUGCUGCAAUCCUGGGGCAGACUUUAUCUUCCUCCUGAAACCUUAAUGUUUACACUUGAUUCUUUCAGAUUGGUUGAGUACUAGCACCUGACUGAGUGGAAAGCCCUUUGCUUAAAGUCCACUAGGGAUAAUAAUCACAGCUACAGUAUGCCUUUGCAGUCAUACUGAGAGCUGAGUGUCUGAUGGGUUCACUGGGGAUCAGGACCUGACUAAAUUGACACAUGCAGCUGGUCUAAUCUGUAGGGAAACUGAGGCAGAACUGAAACAUACAUCAGGAUAACAAGCCCAGCAUGUGUCCCUCUUGUCCCUCUCUGCUUCAUGCCCAGGAUUCAGAUCAGAGAAGACCAUGCACUUUGCUUGGAGACUCUAUUGGAGGAAGCAGGAUGUUCUGUACAGAGAAUCUCCUCUGAUAGAGUGCUGUACCCUAGAUUAUUGGCCAGUGCUGUGCUUGUAGGAACUAUGAUAAGCAUGGGACCCAUCACUGCUUUGGGCACUUAUGGGUGCUUGAGCCCUAUGCCAGCCCUUGUCUCAUCUUAGAUCAUGAUGGAGGAUGAGCCCCUCCUACCAAUAACUAACAAAAUCAAGGGGAGAUGAAUCGGGGCAACUCCCACAAACAGCACAAUCUGGAGCCCUAUCUCUUCUCCAAGUUGUUUACACAGCAGAAGAGAAGAAGGCUAUGAGACCCACCAGCAAGAUAUAGUGGGAACACAAGGUGCCAAUCCAAGGCCUAAGCACAGAGAGGGAGAGCUGGCUCCACCUUCUUAUGCCAGUAUAUCUCUCUUGCAUUUCUAUCUCUGAAAGAGGCAAGCUUCCCUUCUCUUCUCUGUGCCUUCCACCCUGAGUAUCCUUACAAACGAAUACCUGGUGGUGAUGGCAGGAAGCCCUUCCCGUGUCAAAGAAGAGUUAAAAAUGUCCACUUCUGAAGAUCUAGGGACUGGAAACAUCACUCAAAACCAAGAACAGCCAGUGAUGCCAGGGACACCAAAUGCAGGUGCCCCGGUGCCAAGAGAUCAGAGGCCUGGGGAUGCCCAUCUCCAGGACUUUCCUGGCAACUUCCAAGGGGCGGGGUCCCCUUAUGAGUGCACCUCUGACCUGUGUCACCUUUCCUCCCAAGAGUCUGGAGGCAGAUAUAGUGGCAGAGAUUGGCCUGGAAGAACUCAAUGGGCUGGAGAUAGAGGUCAUGAGAAAGCAGGUGAGAGCCUUGCAUGUACAUGGAGGAUGACCGAAAAGCCCAAUGGUGUGAAGAGCUCUCCAGCUAAUAACCACAACCAUCACCCUCCACCUUCCAUUAAGGCCAAUGGCAAAGAUGACCACAGAACAGGUAGCAGACCACAGUCUGUGUCGCUUGAGGAUGACACUUCCUCAGAACUGCAAAGGCUGGCGGAGAUGGAUACCCCACGGAGGGGGAGGGGUGGCUUCCGAAGGAUUGUUCGCCUGGUGGGGGUCAUCAGAGACUGGGCCAACAAGAAUUUCCGUGAGGAGGAACCAAGGCCUGAUUCAUUCCUAGAGCGUUUCCGUGGGCCUGAGCUCCAGACUGUGACAACACAUCAGGGGGAUGGCAAAGGCGACAAGGACGGCGAUGGAAAGGGCACCAAGAAGAAGUUUGAGCUGUUUGUCUUGGACCCAGCUGGAGACUGGUAUUACCGCUGGUUGUUUGUCAUUGCCAUGCCUGUUCUUUACAACUGGUGCCUGCUGGUGGCCAGAGCCUGCUUCAGUGAUCUCCAGAGAAACUAUUUUGUGGUGUGGCUGGUGCUGGACUACUUCUCAGACACUGUCUACAUUGCAGACGUCUUCAUCCGACUGCGCACAGGCUUCCUAGAACAGGGACUCCUGGUCAAAGACCCCAAGAAAUUGCGUGACAACUAUAUCCACACCUUGCAGUUCAAACUCGAUGUGGCUUCCAUCAUCCCCACUGACCUCAUCUAUUUUGCUGUGGGUAUCCACAGCCCUGAGGUGCGCUUCAACCGUCUGUUGCACUUUGCCCGUAUGUUUGAGUUCUUUGACCGCACUGAGACACGCACCAGCUACCCCAACAUCUUUCGAAUCAGCAAUCUGGUUCUCUACAUCUUGGUCAUCAUCCAUUGGAAUGCCUGCAUUUACUAUGCCAUCUCCAAAUCCAUCGGCUUUGGGGUUGACACCUGGGUAUACCCCAACAUUACUGACCCUGAGUAUGGCUACCUGGCUAGGGAAUACAUUUACUGUCUUUACUGGUCAACACUGACCCUCACCACCAUUGGAGAGACACCACCCCCUGUAAAGGAUGAAGAGUACCUCUUUGUCAUCUUUGACUUCCUGAUCGGUGUCCUCAUCUUUGCCACUAUUGUGGGAAAUGUGGGCUCCAUGAUCUCCAACAUGAAUGCCACACGAGCAGAGUUCCAGGCCAAGAUUGACGCUGUCAAACACUACAUGCAGUUCCGAAAGGUCAGCAAAGAAAUGGAAGCUAAGGUCAUCAAAUGGUUUGACUACUUGUGGACCAAUAAGAAGACAGUAGAUGAACGAGAAGUCCUCAAAAACCUGCCAGCAAAGCUCAGGGCUGAGAUAGCCAUUAACGUCCACUUGUCCACCCUGAAGAAAGUACGCAUAUUUCAGGAUUGUGAGGCUGGCCUGCUGGUGGAACUGGUACUGAAGCUUCGUCCCCAGGUCUUCAGUCCUGGGGAUUAUAUUUGCCGUAAGGGGGACAUUGGCAAGGAAAUGUACAUCAUCAAGGAGGGCAAGCUGGCAGUAGUAGCCGAUGAUGGUGUGACUCAGUAUGCCUUGCUCUCAGCCGGGAGCUGCUUUGGAGAGAUUAGCAUCCUUAACAUUAAGGGCAGCAAAAUGGGCAAUCGGCGCACUGCCAAUAUCCGUAGCCUAGGUUACUCAGAUCUCUUCUGCUUGUCCAAGGAUGAUCUCAUGGAAGCUGUGACUGAGUACCCUGAUGCCAAGAAAGUCCUUGAGGAGAGGGGCCGGGAGAUCCUGAUGAAGGAAGGUCUGCUGGAUGAGAAUGAGGUGGCCGCCAGCAUGGAGGUAGAUGUUCAGGAGAAGUUGGAGCAACUGGAGACAAACAUGGAGACCUUGUACACUCGCUUUGCCCGCCUGCUGGCUGAGUACACUGGGGCCCAGCAGAAGCUCAAGCAGCGCAUCACAGUACUGGAGACCAAAAUGAAACAGAACCAUGAGGACGAUUACCUAUCAGAUGGAAUAAAUACCCCCGAGGCAGCUGCUGAUGAAUAACCAGAGAUGCCUAUCCAGCCUUGCUCUGACCCCCAGUUAGAAGUCCUGAAUAGAACUCCACGUUUACAAACACCUAUCCUCAUGUCUCUCUGAGCUCUCCCCCAAAGCCUUGCUAGGGCUUAAGCUUUUGGCUACAAUGUCUUGGAGUCCCCCUCCAAGCCCAGAAAAUGGUCAAGCUUGUGGACAGUGUAGGUUUUGUGGGUUGGAUUUCCAAGUGCUUACUGCCCAAGUCUGAAAAGGAACUAGGGAACAACUGAACUGUCCUUCAGGGGGAUUUCCUGGGACCAGAAGUCUGAACAGUGUUCUCUGAAGAACAGUGUGCACCACAAUGCCUGACUCCUGCUUUUGGCUUCUUUCUAUCUAGCCACUCCCUACUGCAUUCUGCCCCAUACUUUUCUAACAUGUGCUCUAAACAGUCUGUUUUCAUGCAUGUUUAUGCAUUUAAGAAGUGGCUGCAGACACUGGGCCCAUGCAUGCUGUUUUCCAAGGUAUGCAAGGUCUGUGAGGGAAUGGUAGGGUGGGCUUGAGUAUGUUUGCUGAGAGUCAUUACCUCCUUAUCAGACAAUGUCACUGUGAGAAAGAGGUGCCUGGCAGCUUUGGGCACCACCUCUCUAUGCACACAAGUUCUGAAGAGUUUGUGAAGUCUAUAGUACUGUGA